AUGUCACUCACUUUCGAAUGUAUCCCCCUCACAGUCGAGGGCGUCAGUCUCAACCUAUCAACGAUCCAUAAACUCAACUCAAACCCACCAAUUCUCUUCCUCCACGGCUUCGGUUCCAGUAAAGAAGAUCUCGCCGAUCUAACUAUCCAGCCAUCUUUAAAACAUCAUGGCUUCAUUGCCUACGAUGCCCCCGGCUGCGGCCACUCAGCAAGCAACAACCUCUCCGCAACAGACAUCCCGUUCCUUGUGGAGACCGCGGAAGCGAUGCUCGCGCGCUUCAAUAUAGACAAAUUCCACCUAAUGGGCCACUCAAUGGGCGGGUUGACAGCCCUCAUCCUCGCAAACCAACAUCCAGACCGUGUCCUCAGCUUCGUGAAUAUCAAAGGCAAUCUCGCACCAGAGGAUUGCUUCCUCAGCCGCCAGAUCUUCAUGUUCCCAGCUGACGACGACGAGGCGUUCAUGGAUGCUUUUAUUGAGCGCACGCGCACAUCGGGCUCGUUUGCCAAUUCUAUGUAUGCUAGUACCCUGCGCGCGCGGGUCCGGGCUGCUGCGGUUCGGCCGAUUUUUGAGUCAAUGGUGCAGUUGACUGAUCACGGAGACUUGAUGGACAAGUUUCUGGCAUUGCCAUGUCCGCGCAUGUUUAUGUUCGGGGAGGAGAUGCGUGGCUUGUCGUAUCUGCCGUUGUUAGAGAAGGAGGGUGUUGAAUUGGCCGAUAUUGCGGGCGCUGGGCAUUUCCCUAUGUAUUCUAACCCUGUGGAGAUGUAUCGUCGCAUUUCGGGGUUCUUGGAUCGGGGUGCCCAGUGA
Messenger RNA from Penicillium hordei, 804 nucleotides. RefSeq names its product alpha/beta fold hydrolase. The record is from RefSeq and is a predicted model, not a curated record. Bases 1 to 804 code for a protein of 267 amino acids. The transcript has a single exon. NCBI's taxonomy places the organism in Eukaryota, Fungi, Ascomycota, Eurotiomycetes, Eurotiales, Aspergillaceae.